CCGCUCGGGAUGUCAAUGCACUCAUCAUCUGCAACAGGUAGCUACACCGCCCUGUCACUCUUCGAACUUUCUGAAGCUCUGCCAAUGAAACUGGAGGUUUUCUGCGGGAGUCACUACGACUCCAAGCCUGCGGAGUUGUGCAGCGAUGCUGAGGGGAGCAUCCCAUCGCCGGUGUCCGCAGAGGAGGAGCUGGGCUCGGAUGGAGACUGCGUGGCGCACAGUCCGGCACCUGUCGCCGACACCAAAGGCAAACCCUACACUCGGAGACCCAAACCUCCAUACUCUUACAUCGCACUUAUCGCCAUGGCCAUCCGAGACUCCAACUCCGGCCGACUCACUCUAGCCGAAAUCAACGACUACCUCAUGAAGAAGUUCCCGUUUUUUAGAGGCAGCUACACCGGCUGGAGGAACUCAGUGCGCCAUAAUCUGUCUCUAAACGACUGCUUUCUUAAGGUCUUAAGGGAUCCUUCGAGACCGUGGGGAAAGGACAAUUACUGGAUGCUGAACCCGCACAGCGAGUACACCUUCGCGGACGGAGUGUUUCGCAGAAGGAGAAAGCGCAUUAGUAAAAAAACCGGCAGGGAGCCAGAGGGGCCGGUGCAAACCCACGCAUUGGACAGCAAUGACUCCAUCGCUACGCCUCCUUCGAGCGGAAAGUUCACCAGUUCUUUCGCCAUUGAGAGCAUCCUCAGUCGACCCUUCAGAAGGGAGGACCGCCCCGUGCUCAGCCCUGACACCUGGCCGGGGGGAGUGGACACUGUGCUGCCGUAUGUCAUGCUUCGAUCCUAUGGUGCCCUGGAGGACCCUUCCAUGAGCCGCCGACAGCGCGACUUUUUCGCAUUCCAGCUGCCGCCUGAGUGCCUCUCAAUCCCGCAUACGAGCGCGGCGGUGCCCGCGCCUGCAACCGCGGGAUAUCACCCGUUCAAAAUUGACUAUUUGUUGUCGUAACAUUGGGUACUUUGUGAUGGGGAACUUCGGCACUUUCUACAGCACUCGUGACUUGAAAGAGACAUUGUGCAAGAUACAUUUCAUUCGACUGCAUUUUUAAGAAUCGUUCUGAACCUUUAAUAUGCACCACGAAAACAAGUGAACUCAAAGUUGUGAACUAUUUAAGUCUAUUCUAUUUUGUACUGUCCUACUGAAUGAUUAAGUCGUUUCCGUGUAUUUAUUUGUCAUAUUUUGUGUUUGUUCUGUGUUAAACCAGCGGUGCCUCAAACGAUGAUGCCUUCAUUUCAGAUUUAAUACUCAAGAUGAACUAUAUGAGAGGCGAGCUCAGUUUGUGAGGCUCCUGCAUCAAACUUGUAAACUGGAAUUGUUUAAGCAAUUGUUUUUCUGACAAAAUGCACGCGCAUUUUAUAUUGAACAAUAAAAUUGUUUGUUUUUUUAAAUGAA
Messenger RNA from Danio rerio (zebrafish), 1392 nucleotides. It is a transcript of the gene foxq1a, whose product is annotated as forkhead box Q1a. Gene Ontology annotation, molecular function: DNA binding; DNA-binding transcription factor activity; sequence-specific DNA binding. Gene Ontology annotation, biological process: regulation of DNA-templated transcription; tissue development; animal gross anatomical part developmental process. Gene Ontology annotation, cellular component: nucleus. The record is from RefSeq and is marked validated. Lineage: Eukaryota; Metazoa; Chordata; Actinopteri; Cypriniformes; Danionidae.